This is a messenger RNA of Bombina bombina (fire-bellied toad), 981 nucleotides long. It is a transcript of the gene FOXL2, whose product is annotated as forkhead box L2. The record is from RefSeq and is a predicted model, not a curated record. Lineage: Eukaryota; Metazoa; Chordata; Amphibia; Anura; Bombinatoridae. The transcript has a single exon. Gene Ontology annotation, biological process: regulation of transcription by RNA polymerase II; anatomical structure morphogenesis; cell differentiation. The coding region runs from base 1 to 981 and encodes 326 amino acids. Gene Ontology annotation, molecular function: RNA polymerase II cis-regulatory region sequence-specific DNA binding; DNA-binding transcription factor activity, RNA polymerase II-specific.
AUGAGAGCUGGCAGAGCAACAACUGCAUACAUUGCUCCUGGCUUCUGCUCUUUUCAGAGUGGCCCCACCAUGGCCACUUAUCAUGACCCUGAGGAUGGCGGCGUACCUUUAAUGAAUCACAACCCAAACGGUGGCAAAGAGGUAGAGAGAAUCAAAGAGGAUCCGGGAUCGGACAAGGGGCAGGAAAAGCCUGAUCCAACACAGAAGCCCCCCUAUUCCUACGUGGCUCUUAUUGCGAUGGCUAUCAGGGAGAGCGCAGAGAAAAGACUGACCCUUUCUGCCAUCUACCAGUAUAUCAUCAGUAAAUUUCCUUUUUACGAGAAGAACAAAAAAGGUUGGCAGAACAGCAUCAGACAUAACCUGAGUCUUAACGAGUGUUUUAUCAAAGUGCCCCGAGAGGGUGGCGGGGAAAGGAAGGGCAAUUACUGGACACUGGAUCCAGCUUGCGAGGACAUGUUCGAGAAAGGCAAUUACAGGAGAAGAAGGAGGAUGAAGAGACCUUUCAGACCACCACCUACACACUUCCAAGCGGGGAAAAGUCUAUUCAGCAGUGAUACCUACGGCUACCUUUCCCCACCCAAGUACCUGCAAUCCUCAUUCAUGAACAACUCGUGGUCCCUGGGACAACCACCUGCCCCCAUGUCCUACACAUCUUGCCAGAUGGCUGGGGGCAAUGUCAGUCCGGUCAAUAUGAAGGGACUUACUGCAUCGUCCUCAUAUAGCCCAUAUUCCAGAGUACAGAGCAUGGCUUUGCCCAGCAUGGUUAACACCUACAAUGGCAUGAACCACCUCCAUCAUCAUCCGCAUGCCCACCAUCCCCAGCAGCUGAGUCCGGCCAGUCCGGCGCCCCCGCCUCCUACAACCCCGAAUGGGGUCCAAUUCCCAUGUGCUAGGCAACCUUCAGAGCUCUCCAUGAUGCAUUGCUCCUACUGGGAUCAUGAUAGCAAGCACAAUGCUCUGCACCCCAGGAUAGACCUUUGA